This is a messenger RNA of Elaeis guineensis (African oil palm), 1466 nucleotides long. The record is from RefSeq and is a predicted model, not a curated record. Lineage: Eukaryota; Viridiplantae; Streptophyta; Magnoliopsida; Arecales; Arecaceae.
UAGCACCACCCUAUCAUAUCCAUCCAUCGAAUGGGGUCUAUUAGAAACAAACUUUAAGCCGCUACUAUAUCUGGUACUGAAUGGAACGAAGGGGUGGUGAGUCCUCGUUAUUUGGUUCCCCUUGGAAAUGGAUUCCUCGCGGAGGAAUUGGAAUUUUAUCUGUUGAUCACGGAGAAUGAAGGCGUUAUUAGGUGUUUGUCGGAAUUCUUCUCGGCCUUCGUCUUUUGGGACGGAUGGUAGCGUCCGCUUCGAUCCCUUGGCCUCCAAUCCAUCUCCAUCUCCACCCAAUCCUUUCGCUCUCCCAAUCCCGUAGUCCGGCAUAUGAUCUUACUCAGUUAAUCAGUCCGUUUUACUAUAAGGGUUAUGGUUCUCUUACAAAGAUCCAACGGAUUGAAUGGAACAAUCGGGGUAUGUCUAGCACACAUGCCAUUUUUAUCACGAUAAUGUCGUUAUACUUAGUGUUCUACUCAGAUCUGUUCUCUGAUCAUCUUGAGGGACUAGUUACAUUUCGGAGUUCAAAUCUGUCCACUUUUACAUUGGGGGUUUCCGUUGGGUAUUUCAUCACUGACCUUGCGAUGAUAUUUUGGCUAUAUCCUUCUCUUGGUGGAGUGGAAUAUAUUCUCCAUCAUUUGCUUUCUGUAAGCGCAUUAGCUUAUGCCAUGUUGUCUGGGGAAGGGCAGCUAUACACAUAUAUGGUCCUCAUCUCUGAGACAACCACUCCAGGGAUAAAUUUGCGAUGGUUUCUUGACACUGCAGGAAUGAAAAGGUCCAGUGCUUAUCUUGUUAAUGGCAUUAUGAUGUUCGUUGCAUGGCUGGUGGCAAGAAUAUUAUUGUUCAUCUACUUAUUUUACCACAUUUAUCUGCACUACGAUCAGGUCAAGCAGAUGCAUACCUUUGGUUACCUCCUGACAUUUUUGGUGCCCACAGCACUUUUUGUCAUGAACAUGAUGUGGUUUGCAAAGAUUCUAAGAGGCCUCAGGAAAACCUUGGCCAAGCGGCAGUGAAUGGUGAACACAGUUUUCUCAAUAUGCCAUCAUCGUGAUCAUCAUCAUCUGUAUUUUGGUGCAUCCUUUCAGCUUUUCUGUAUAAAAUCAUGGAUGAAUUAGGUGAGGGAUAAAAGAAAAGAAGCUGACUGGCAACGGAAUUUUGGGUUAGAGUGGGUAUAUCAUUCUCAUUUUGAGUUUCAUUAUUGUAUAUGAAUAUGAUGCCAUACUUUCGUCAUGUUCUGCUAUUUGAUGCAUCUUUUAGGCUGCAUUUCAUCUCGUUUGUGUUUGUCUUUCUGUCCCUGCUUGGAGAUGAUGCCUGGGUUUUUCACCUUGGAUAUCCAAAGAUUCAUGCCAUUAAAAAUCAUCCAUGAUCUUCCCUGUUGUAUUUGUUGAUAAUGAAAUGCAUUGUUAUCUUCCAUAUGAUACACACUGACCAAAAAUAAUAAUCCAGUUCUGGCCAUGCAAUUUUCAUUUUGCCAA